AUGUGCAUAUUAUUCAUAUAUGUCGGUUUAAAUGAUGACGAAGGAGACUACAGUCUAGUGAUAGCUUCUAAUCGUGAUGAGUAUUACGACAGACCAGCCCAAGAAAUUACUCAAUGGGUUGAGGAUCCGGAAGUAUUUGGAGGCCGAGACCUCCAACCUGGCUCAGGUGGUGGCACUUGGUUAGCUAUAUCACCAUCACGAAGAAAAAUUGGCAUACUACUCAAUUUACCAAGUGACCAAAAAGAUAAUAAGUCAGCUCAAAGUAGAGGCAAAAUUGUAGCAGAUUACGUUAAAUCUAAAACAGUUACAAGAGAUUACAUUGAUGCUAUGAAAAGCUACAUUAUGCAAUGUAAUGGAUUUGUCUUUGUCACUGCAGAAUUUGGGGACCAAACAUCAGUUAAACAAUAUGCUAAAAUUACAACAUACAGUAAUACUUCAGAUAAAUUAGCAAUUCAUACACAAAAAUAUCUAGGAUUUGGAAACUGUUUACCUGAAAAUCCUUUAUGUAAAGUUGAAAAUGGAAAAAGUAAACUGCAUGAUAUAUGCAGCCGAUUGAAUAAAAUAGAUCAAAAGAAAGAACUUGUUGAAGAACUUCUAUCAUUGUUAAGAUCAGAAGAAAGACAUCUGCCAGAUUUUCAGUUAGAGAAAAGGAGUCCAGUGGGAUAUAAAUAUUUAAGUUCUAUAUUUGUUUCUAUGCCAGAAAUUAGAUAUGGCACAAGGACACAUACUUUAAUCCUUGUUACAAAGACAGGACAUAUUGAUAUUAUUGAAGUUAAUUUAGAGAGUCCAGUAGACACAGUUAACCCAAAAUGGAUAACCAGAGAACAUCAAUUUGAUUUAGGGUUUUGA
This is a messenger RNA of Diatraea saccharalis (sugarcane borer), 849 nucleotides long. Lineage: Eukaryota; Metazoa; Arthropoda; Insecta; Lepidoptera; Crambidae. The record is from the annotation of a GenBank genome assembly.